This is a messenger RNA of Gilbertella persicaria, 1014 nucleotides long. Its product is annotated as ribosomal protein S2, flavodoxin-like domain-containing protein. The record is from RefSeq and is a predicted model, not a curated record. NCBI's taxonomy places the organism in Eukaryota, Fungi, Mucoromycota, Mucoromycetes, Mucorales, Choanephoraceae. Gene Ontology annotation, molecular function: structural constituent of ribosome. Gene Ontology annotation, cellular component: ribosome; 90S preribosome; cytosolic small ribosomal subunit. The transcript has a single exon. The coding region runs from base 110 to 958 and encodes 282 amino acids. Gene Ontology annotation, biological process: ribosomal small subunit assembly; cytoplasmic translation.
UUUCUUUUUUCACCUGGACUUAUUUGGCCUUCUAACCAUUUAACUCUUUCUGCACCUUAACUCUUGCUAGAAAACAAACGAUAGCCGUCCGCUUGAAAAAUUCAUUACCAUGUCCAAAGUCCCUGCUAUUUUGAACCCUACUGAAGAAGACAUUCAACUCUUGUUGUCUGCUCAAGUCCAUAUUGGUACCAAGAACGUGAACAAGCGUAUGACACCUUACGUCUUUAAGCGUCGCGCUGAUGGUAUCCACUUGAUCAACAUUGCCAAGACUUGGGAAAAGCUCAUCUUGGCUGCUCGUGUCAUUGCCUCUGUUGAGAACCCUCAAGAUAUUGUGGUCGUCUCUGCUCGUCCCUAUGGCCACCGUGCUGCCUUGAAGUUUGCCAGAUACAUUGGCUGUGAAGCCAUUGUGGGUCGUUACACUCCCGGUACUUUUACUAAUUACAUCACCCGUUCUUUCCGUGAACCUCGUUUGGUGAUCUGUACUGACCCUCGUUCUGAUUUCCAAGCUGUCCUUGAAGCUUCUUAUGUCAACAUCCCUGUCAUCUCUCUUGCUGACACUGAUGCUUCUUUGAAGUUUAUUGAUGUUGCUGUUCCUACCAACAACAAGGGUAAGCACGCCAUUGGUUUAAUCUACUGGCUCUUGGCCCGUGCUGUCCUUCGUCUUCGUGGUACUCUUGACUACACUACUCCUUGGGAUGUCAUGGUUGAUAUGUUCUUCUACCGCGAUCCUGAGGAAAUCGAAAAGGAAAACGAAGCUUCUGCCAACGUUGAAGAAUCCAAUGUCGAAUGGGGUGCUACUACCGAAGAAGCUGAUUGGACCAUUGAAGGUGCUGCUGCUGAUGGACCUGCUGGUCUUGCUGCUAAUGCCGGUGAAUGGUCUGCUCAAGCUGAUGCUGGUGCUGGUGCUUCUGACUGGGCUGAAGAUGUUUCCGCUGCCCCUGCUUCUGGUUGGGAUUAAAUCAUCCUUUGAUUUUUCAUAAAAAUAAAAUAAAAUGUUUAUUUUUUUUGUCACAA